Messenger RNA from Acanthaster planci (crown-of-thorns starfish), 3756 nucleotides. RefSeq names its product cilia and flagella associated protein 53 (gene cfap53). NCBI's taxonomy places the organism in Eukaryota, Metazoa, Echinodermata, Asteroidea, Valvatida, Acanthasteridae. The record is from RefSeq and is a predicted model, not a curated record.
AUCAGUGGUAAAGUUACCGGGUGUGCACGUACAGCGCAAGCAAAAGAGCAGUAGGCCUACAUGUGAAUCGUGCACCUUUGCCUGAAACCUUAGCUUCGAUUGGCACAGUUCUUAUACUAGAUUUGUAGAAUCUGCAUUUUAAACAAAUUCCAUGGAUUUCAAUGCAGAAUGAGAAGUCUUUACAAUUUGUCCAUUUUUGUGUUUGCAAGGUAGCUAAGCUUGUUGCAGUAGGCUUAAUUUGUUGAAGUUAAAUUUCCACUCUUCAGCGAGCGGUGACCGGUGAUUUUGUUCUGCAUAUUCGAGCCCCGUCACGGUUUGGAAAAUUCAGGGCUGGCGACGAAUCGCCUAAACUUUACAACUUCAACGAAGUUUCUGAAGGGUACGAAUUCAGUGUCGACGAGUUAUCCACUGGAAUCAACUGUCAACUCAAGGAGCCAUCAUGUUGGCAACACAGAAACCCCGCAGAACGAGAGAGUACACUGGCCCAACUCCACACUCUGUGGCAAUUAGAGCCAAGAUGCCCAGCAAACUACCCCCAGACCAUCUGAUCUUGGAGAGAAGGCGCCAUGACGACGCCCGAGAGGAGGCUGAGGCAGUGACAAAGUACAAUGCCCUUUUCGACCUCAAGAAUGACUGGGAGCGCAUCACUGACCGGCGGAUCCAGUUGAACACAGUUCAGAGGAAGGUGCGAGGUCUGAUGCUGGAGCAAGAAUUCACUCUGGAAGACCGUAGAGAAAGGCUGAGGCAGUUGCUGGCCGCAGAGGAUGCCAUGUACCUGGAGGAGAUGGAGGCCAGCCAGGAGACCAUGCUGGAGAGGCAGGCCAAGAUGCGGGAGCGGGCCAAGUACCUGAAGGAGAAACGCGAGCAGGAGCGGCUGCAGAUUGUCGCCGAGAAGCUGGACCAGAGAUGGAGGGAGGAAUGCGAGGAGCUGCGGUCCACCAUGACCCGCCGCCACAUGGACGAAGUCUGCCUGGAACGGGGGGAGCAGCUGCGCAUCAAGGCGGACAUGGCCGAACAGAGCCGGACCGAGGAGGCCCUGUACGCCGACCUAUGGCGGCAGGACAUGCUGGCCAAGGCCGCCCGGGAGGAGCGGGAGGCCCAGGAGCGGCAUGCCCGCAACCGAGAGACUCUGGAGACCCUGCAGAAGCAAAAGGCGGCCCUAGAAGCCAAGAAGCAGGACGCCAAGCGGCUCAAGGAGGAGGAAGGAAGACUUCUGGCAGAGGAGCGGGAACUGCGCAAGAUGGAGGAGCAGCGGGCCCAGCAGGAGAAACUGGCAAAGCAGCAGCAGGCCCGGGAGGACAUCGCCACCAACAUCCGGCUCAAGACCAGGCGCCACGCCAAAGAGAUGCAGGAGGAACUGGCCCUGGACAUGAACAUCCUGGAGAAGCUGCUGAGCGACUCACGCAACGAGGCCAUGGAGAUUGCCCAGAGGAAGAAAGAGCUUCGCGAAGAAGACCAGCGUUACCGCGCCUACCUCAAGCAGUCUGCUCUGGAUGAGCAGGAGCGAGACCGCGAGAUCGACAGGCUGGUGGACGCUGAGGUGCAGCGGCAGUGGCAGAAGAGGCUGGACGACUGGGCCAAGCAGCGGGAGGCUAGGAAACGGCUCAUGGACAACGUGCUGGCCGUGCGCCGCCAACAGGUGGAGGAAAAAUUGGCAGAAAAUGCCAAGGCCCAGAUCGAGCUCCAGAAAGAGCGGGAGUUGAUGCAGGUGGCCAUGGCUGAGCACCAGCGGCUGGAGGAGGAGAAGCUGGCCGCCAUCCGGCGUGACAACCUGGCCUACCAGGACCACCUCCUGGGCCAGAUGGAUUUCACCCGCCGCCAGCACGAGGCCGAGAAGGACGAGGAGCACCUGGAGUACCUCCGGGGGCUGGAAGCCGAGGCCGAGUACCAGGCCAAGCUCAAGGAGGCCCUGGCCCGCCCUGUCAUUGACAAGAUGCACCCCAUGAGGCGGGCCUAUAUGGCUCAGAAGUCGGCUGGCGGGAGGUCACAGGAAGACGAGCUUCCAAUGUGAAUAUGUUGUUGAUGCAUGUACAAGCCUUGAAUCCGCCCUCUUUUAAGAAAGUUUUAAUACUGUAUUUAUGUAUGCUAAGAAAUUUGUACAGAAAGACAUUCCUUGCAUACCAGAGAUGCCAGUUUCAGGUAUAAGGCUUGUUUUAAGCUUUUUCAUUUAAAAUGUUGGACUACAUGUAAUUUCAGGCCUGAACAAGGUAUGCUUAGGCUUCUCUAGCCUUAUUUUUAGGCCCUAGAUAAGAACCUGACUGGUACUCCUCGCACACUUCUUUCAUUGUUCAGCAUUCAAAAAUGAAUUUUUGGCUCUCUUCCCUGGGGACAGACUACUUCCAAUUUGAUAACCUGCCAGUUAGAAAAAUAUUUUGUAAUUUUUUUUAUCAAGUUUGCCUUCCAGAUGGCCUCAGUUGCCAUAAUACCAAUUGUGACUGCCAUUCAUGUGAAAUCAUUCUUUUAGGAAUUGCAAGAGGGCACUUUUUACAAUUUGCAAUCUCCAGAUGGAGAGUCCGUCCAUAAAUAUCUUUUUUGACCGGUGAUAAUGACAUCAUGCACCACUGUGCUUUUCUUCUCAUGCAAGUGGUCGGAACUGAACAUUUUCAAAUGUGUAAGGAUGGAAUUAUUUAUUAAGAGUCAAGUAUAGUUCAUGACAGAAGGACAAGCUUUAUAUGCUUCCCAUGGAAUGUGGUGCAUUGUUACCGGAAAUUAACAUCCCACCAAUGUCACAUGAUAUACGUUCCCAGUAAUAAAUUGAUGUAUUUCUCAUAAGUGCCUUUGGCAUAGAACCAUGGUGCCUUGUACCUUGGGUCUUUUCUUAAAAAGCCAGAGCAAACAGAAAGAUGAGCCUGUGAGGCCCACAACUGUUUUAUGAACCCCUCCAAAAAAUCAGAAUUGAGACUAAUAAUUUGAACCAGGAUCUGUGAGACAGGCAGCCUUGUACAUUCAUCCUGUCAGAGUUUGCUAUGGCUUGUGUGUCUGUCAAUAUAGCUUAUUUAGCACUAAUUUGAAAAAAAAAAUUGGGGGCUCACAGAUUCUGGUUUCGAAUGACACUAUGAAAUGUAACUAUCAAAUUGUAGUUCAUUUUGAAAAAUCGUGCUUAGCUUUGAGAGGAAACAACAGAUGCUAAUAUAUCUAGAAUUUAUCUCAAUGGUCACUUCCCAUUUUAAAGUUGCUGACACCUUUGCUUUGAAGCCGGUUGCAUAUUACAGCUCAACAAUCUUCAUUUCAGGUUAUACAAGAGUGUGUUUUUAUUAGAAAGGAAGUGUGUGUGAUAUUUUUGUAACAGUUUGCUGAGAUGGAUGUGAAGUCAGGUUCUUACUUUCAAAUUUACUAAUUAUUGUCUGCAUUGCUUCGCAUCUAGCUAGAUCAAAGUGGGCUGAUGCACAGAUGUCUGUCUUGUUCCCCUGAAAAAUGAAAUUUUUCAAAGAAGCAAAAGUAAAUUGUCAUUCUGGCCUGGUUAAGCUUAAGGAUUCAAAAGGGGCAUUUUCCUUUUUUUGUUAAUAGAUCCUUAGUUGUAAGGUUUUUGUAAAUAAAAGUUUGUAAAUAGCUGCAGUACUUGUCAUGCACGACCUAUAUUCCAAAAGUUGUAUCUCGCUUUAAUCUCAAUGUGAUGUUUGUUUUGUUUUUCAAAAAUGUUGUAUGAGUUCCAUCCAGAAAUUCAGGUCACGGAAUUAAUUUCAGAUUUAAUUAACAAGUGUCUCAUUGUAAAUACAUUGGUGCUUUCAGUUCGGAAUAAAAACCAUGAAAACACAA